This is a messenger RNA of Aphidius gifuensis, 4965 nucleotides long. RefSeq names its product serine-rich adhesin for platelets. Gene Ontology annotation, molecular function: RNA polymerase II cis-regulatory region sequence-specific DNA binding; DNA-binding transcription factor activity, RNA polymerase II-specific. The coding region runs from base 1247 to 4963 and encodes 1238 amino acids. NCBI's taxonomy places the organism in Eukaryota, Metazoa, Arthropoda, Insecta, Hymenoptera, Braconidae. The record is from RefSeq and is a predicted model, not a curated record. The transcript has 4 exons. Gene Ontology annotation, biological process: regulation of transcription by RNA polymerase II.
CUGCAGGGAAAGUUCCGUAUGGGUUAUAUUUAAAUUAUUUACAUUAUUUUAGUUUUUAAUGUAAGAUACAUGUAAAUUACAGGUAAUGUAAAUAACCCGAAAAAUAGACCAUUUACCCAUCACUGGCUAGCACUAUACAGACUUCAGUAAUUACAUAUAAAUGAUAUUCUUCUACAUAAGCGAAUGUUAAUGAUUACUCAGCAAAUUUAAGGAAACUUCUAGGUAAUCAAUAACAAAAUUUUGACUGAAAAUGUCAAUGUUAUCCGCUAUAGUGUAUGGCUCCUAACAGUUCCUAAAAUGCCAUAGUUUAGUGACGCUACUGUGAAAAUCGCGAUUCGCGCGUGAAGCUAUGGCAGAAGCAGGCAGAAGCGCGCAGAAGUGCACAAAAGUAUAUAUUUAAAGUAGAUAGACAAAAAAAUAAUUUAGUUUUUAUUAUAGUUUUUCAUAAAAAAAAAUAUGUUUAAAAAAAUUUAUUUUUUUUACCAAUGCUGUGAUUAGUCGUUGUUUAUGUUGUAUUUGUAUAAAUUAUUGUUGUGUAUGAAAAACAAGCGGGACAUAAGAGAGAGGGAGAGAAAGAGAAAGAGAAAGACCACAAGAGGCUCCAUCGUGCGGUUAAAAAGCUCCGGGUUGUUGCUUGGGAAGUGUUGGGAAGGGAGCGUUUUGCCAGAUAAUCCAAAAGAGCACUAAAUUUAUCCCAGUUAAAAUCAAUGAAUGAAUUUAACAAUAAAUAUUUACAAAUAUUUAAAUGAUAAUAUAUGUGAUCUGUCAAUUUAAUUAAUACGGCCUACUUCCACUCAUGUAAUGAAUUAUUGUGUGCUAAUUGAAUUUUAUGUUAAAUUUAAAAUAUACGGUAAAGAGUCUAAGUGAGUCAAUUGUUUCUCGGCGGUGCUCAUUAAACAAAAUUAUAUCAACUAAAUGAAAAAUUAUUCUAUUCUAAAAAUUAUUUCUUUUGUUUUUUUAAAUAAAUGAAUGAAAUAUGUGAAGAUACGAUAAAAAUUAAAACAAUUUUUACUGACUUGAUAGAAAUAAUGGUUUGCAAAAAUAAAACAACUCGAAUAUUAUUCCACUUAAAUUUGCGUAAUUUUGUCAAUUUCUAUCUUCAUUGUUCUUCUUUUUGUUUUUAAAACUACUUGACAAUCAUUUGUAUUCAAGAUUAACCGAUUAAAUUAUUUUUUUGUAAUUUUAAAACCGAACCUGGAGGUGUUACAAGUGAUAAGAUUUUGUAGUAGAAGAGGUGUGGUGUACGAUGAGUAAAAGUCAAAAGACUGUUGAAAAUCAACACCGAGAUGACAUUUCUUCGUUUGAACCGCGUAAAAUUAAAAGAGAAAAAAAUGAUCAUUUGGAAAUACAAGAUAUUAAUUUAACAAAUAAUGAUCAAGAUCAUCAUCAACAAAUUCGUCUUUGUACUAGUGGACCAAAACAAUCAAAUGGCUUUCAUAUUGGUGAUAUUUUACAGGAUGUCAUUACAGUCAAAUCUCUACCAAAUAGCCCUGCAGCAAAAAAUGAUAAAAUUCGUCUUAUGAUUGAAGAUAGUUUGAAUGAUGAUUCUAAACACAAAGUACAAGAUGUUUUUCUUCGUGUUGAUCAGCUUAAAGUUGAAGAAAAAUUGUUAUUAUAUUUAAAAUUACCAGCAUCACUUACAAAUCUUGGUGGUGUUACUGAUCCGCUUCGACAACCUUUAAAUCCACUUGGUAAUCGCUAUGAAAUUCAUCAAACUAUUAUGUGGAUCAGAACACAUCUUGUUGAAGAUCCUGAUGUGUCAUUGCCAAAGCAAGAAGUAUAUGAGGAGUACAAUCAUUUUUGUACGCAAAAUUCGAUGAAACCAUUGUCAACAGCUGAUUUCGGAAAAGUUAUGAAACAAGUUUAUCCCAAAGUACGGCCAAGACGGCUUGGAACACGUGGAAAUUCGCGUUACUGUUAUGCUGGUAUGCGAAAACGUCUUAAUCUUAGCACACCAACUCUUCCUGAAAUCACAGGAAUACCAGAGGAGAAUGAAUUUGACGAGCCAAUAACUGAAAAAAUGCUUGGCGCAGCAUCAAUUUUGAUUAGAGAAUGGGCUGAGAGUGUUUUAGGUUUAAAAUUUUCAUCUCUUUGUGCUCUAGCACGUUAUUUGGUUGAAAAUUUUUAUGUUGAUACAUUGUCUUUGUCUGCAAUUUGUAUACUGAGUUCAACAACUAGUGAUGUCAAGCCAACAACACCAAAAAUACCAGAAACACCUCCAAGUUUAUCAACAACUCCAGUUGGUGGAAAAUCUGGUAAGCUUAGAGACGCACAAAUACAAUUACAAAAAAAAUUACAACAACGGGAACAUAUGCAAAAGGAUCAAGUGCAAAAUCAACAGGGUAAAGAUAAAACAGAUCUUAUAAUUAACAGCGCAAAUCAUGAAAAAUUAACGGGCAUUGUUAAAACUAAAAAAACAAAUAAAAAUAAUCAAGUUACAAAUCAAUCACCACAGACAAUCAUCAUUCAAAAUACACCAAUUAAAUCACAAUCAUUGUCAACAACACCAACAAUCCGAUCAAGAAAAUUACAUAGAUCAAUGAGUCAAAUUUCACCUCAAUUAAACUGUGAUACAACGCCUUCUAAUGGCUCAUUAUCAACAAAAAAUGACGAUGAUAAUAAUAUAAUGAAAAAAGAUGGUAAAAUAACUGCUAAAAAUUCACGUAAACGUGUUAGUAUUGAUUCAACAAUAAAUUCAAGUGAAAUAAGUCCAGAAAAACAAGCUAAAUUAAAUGAUUCAAAUAAAAAUAUUGAAGUGUUGGAAUUAAAAAAAAAAUUAUCGAUGGUGCCUUCGAGUACACUUAAGUCUAAACAAGAUUCAGAAAAAAAUUCAGAAGAUCACAAGAAAACAGAUAAAAUUAAUGGAACAACAAAUAAUCAACAAUUAGUCGAUGAAAAUCAUUCUAGUAGUUUGAAAAAAGAUGAAGUGAAGAUAUUGCGUGAAAAUUCAAAUAUAGAAAAAAAUGAUAAAUUCUGUACAAUUGAUAAAGAUGCACUUGAUGAUUAUUUGAAUGGUGGUAAUAAUUCACAAGAACCAGAAGAAGAAUUGUUACAAUAUUUUCAACAAUCAAAUUCAUCAAGUUCAGAUGCUGAACAAACAACUACAGCUAUUGCAAUGGAAGAUAAUCAAGCAUCAAGACUCGAUAAAGUAUCACAAUUACGUAUUAUUCUUCAACAGAAUCUCAAAGGUACAACAGUACGUUCAACAACUGUUGAACCAUCAACAUUAGCAUUAUUAAAUGCAACAGCAACAACAACGACGCCAACAUCAACAGCAACAACAACGACGCCAACAUCAACAGCAACUACUUCUUCUACUACUACUACUACUACUACUACUACUACUACUACUACUACAACGACAACAGCAACAACAACACUACAAACAAUAUUACCAAGUGAAAUAAUUCAAAAACAUGAUAUAAUAUUACCAACAAUUUUAAAUAAUCAUGAUAAUGCGAUAAUGAAUCCAUCAAAUUCAUCAAGACGUCGUGUUAGUUUUGAAACAAGUGUUAUUGAUCAUAGCCAGGAAUUGAAUUAUGCUGUUAACACACUUAAUGUAAUACCACAAAGUCCAAAUACACGUAGAAGAAUAUUUAAUUUUACACCAAUAUCACCGGGUCCACAUUCACCAAUCAAUGGUAGAGCUGCGUCAAAACCUGGAUCAGAAAAUGCAAGUCCAUUUGUAUCGCCUCGUAAUACCCCAGUACCAAGAUCACGAAGUAAUAUGGCUGGUGUUUGUAGAUCAAGAACACAAAAACAAUUAUUGUCCAGAUCAACAUCAUGUUCAGCACCAUAUACUGGUGGAGGUCGUCGUAUAAAUAAUUUUGUUGUGCCAACAAGCUCAACAGCUCAACUAUCAACCUCAAAUUGUAUAAAUAAAAACAGCAAUAGUAGUUGUACAGUUAAUGUUCAAACUGAUGAUACAAAUACAACUGGAUCAAGACUUAUAAACGAGGAUGAUAAAAAACCAUUAACAUGUACAUCAUUUUUAUCAAGUGAUAUUGGAAAUAGUGAAAAACAAUUGGUUAUUAAUUAUCCAAGUCAGGAAAAUCUUCAAGAAAUAAAAAACAAUCAUCGACGUAGUCAACCAGCUGAUCAAGAAAUAAGUGAAUUAUUUAAUAGUGUCAAGACAUUUGGUAAUGAACAAUAUUGUCGUUCACAAUCUGUACCACUUCAUAGAAUGCUUAAUCCAAAUUUUAUGUCACCAAUAUCAACAUCAUUUCCAAGUACAUACUUUGAUUUAUCAAGUAGUAGUUCAAUUGCUCCAACACCAGUGCCAAGUGAAUAUAAUGAUUUUGGUUCAACUUAUUUGCUUGAUGAAGUUGAUGCUAAUUUUAUCGGUGAUGAUCAACAAUUUUUAAUGGAAACUAAAGAAAUAUCUCCGGAAAAUAUUAAUAAAAUUCUUAAUUUUUUGAAUGAAGAUGAUGGUAAAAAUAUUAAUGAAAGUUUAAUUGAUGAUGCAGGAUUAGUAAUGUUAGAUACGUUACCAAAUUCAUCUAAUUUAACAUUAUCUGAGAAUAUACUUGAUCCAAACACUAUUUUGAAUACAUCAGUUAGUGAUACAAUUAAUAAAUUUAUACAAUCUAGAUCAUAUCCAAAUACACCUUUGCCUCCAGUGACUUCAUCAUUUCCACCAGCUUUUACGGAAGACAGUAAUAGCUCUCGUUCAUAUCCAUCAACUCCACUUCAUACUAUACAAUCACAAGAUAUUUAUCGUGAAAGCAAUGAGCCAAUGUUAUCCAGUCCAACGCUUAAUUCACUUAACUUAAGAUCAGAUACAGGUAAUGCUGGAUCAGCUGAAAGUGUUUGCAGAAAUGUUUCAGAUUUAUUGGAACCAAAUUUUUUGGCUGACUCAGGUAAUGACGCUGAUGAUUUAAAUACUUUGAGUAAUUUUGAUGGAUUACCCGAUGUUGAUUCACUUGCACCGCUUUUCAAUGAAGUAUCUGAUGCCAAUCGUUAAUA